This is a messenger RNA of Owenia fusiformis, 485 nucleotides long. NCBI's taxonomy places the organism in Eukaryota, Metazoa, Annelida, Polychaeta, Sabellida, Oweniidae. The record is from the annotation of a GenBank genome assembly.
AUUGUGGCUGUGCUGCAAAAUAGAAACUGGUCGUAGUCCAGACUAUAACAUUUUCUGCCAAUAUUGGAGUGACCCGAAACAUCCCCUCUGGGUGAUAUCGCACAAUGAAUGUAUCAUCGGAACAGCAGGACUCGCCGAACAUGGUUUAAAUGAAAAGGGAGAAGUAACACAUAUGGCAAUCAAAAGACGUUAUAAACGCAAUGGGCUAGCCCAAAUACUAUUAUACAAACUCAUAGAAUACUGCGAGAAGUAUGAGUAUGAGGAGAUCAUUUUGUUUACAAGCGUCUUACAACUACCAGCAGAAAGACUGUAUGAAAAGAUAGGAUUUAAAAAAUGGAAAAUGUCAAAACAUAUUUUCAUAAGAUCAUGUAUUGAAGUACAAACAAGUCAUUUUUCUCUAAAAUUGCCAAGAACUAAUACGUAAAAUAUACUGGAAGAUCAUACGUCACCACCACAAGCACGCAGAUGCAUCUAGUAUCGCUACC